This is a messenger RNA of Lactuca saligna, 537 nucleotides long. The record is from the annotation of a GenBank genome assembly. NCBI's taxonomy places the organism in Eukaryota, Viridiplantae, Streptophyta, Magnoliopsida, Asterales, Asteraceae.
AUGGGGCCCCAGGUAGUUAUUGGUAAGUCUAUCUACUGGUGUGCUGUAGAUUGUACAACUGUGGAUAGUGUGUUUAAAACUCGUAAUCUGAUUAUGUCAUUUGAUAUAACUAAUGAGAAGUUUGAAGUAGUAGUCCUCCCCGAAAGGAUGGCUAUCAUCACUUUCUCCCUACUUUCUGUAUCUAAGCUAAGGGAGUCUCUUGUUAUACUUGAAGACAAUAAAUGCGGAUACAAUACAACCAAUGAGGAGCAAGUUUGUUGUACUGUAUGGAUGAUGGAGCAGGGUGUAGAAACAUCGUUUACAAAGCUAUUCAGUAUCAAGGCACCAGGUCAAUUGAUGAGGGUAGUAGGUUUUAGGAGGAGGGGCGGACCUAUUAUGGAAGUCCAAGAUUAUGCCUUUGAAUCAACUGAGGAGCUUGUUGUUUAUGAGCCUAACUCAGAACUAAGCAAUCAUCUCAUUAGUGGGUCUUCAUUCACAGUGAAUUCCUACAUUGAAACACUAGUUUUGCUCGGUAGCUCUGAUUGUAGUAGCUAUUGA